Molecule: messenger RNA, 1212 nt
Organism: Dujonia railenensis
Lineage: Eukaryota; Fungi; Ascomycota; Pichiomycetes; Serinales; Debaryomycetaceae
Source: the annotation of a GenBank genome assembly
AUGUCCUUUGUAAAUAUUUGCCGUGAUAACACCGAUCCGUUUUACCGUUAUAAGAUGCCCUUGAUCCAAUCCAAGGUGGAAGGUAGAGGUAACGGGAUCAAAACUGCCAUUGUCAACUUGGACGAAGUUGCCAGAGCCUUAGCCAGACCUCCUUCAUACGUUGUGAAGUAUUUUGGGUACGAAUUAGGUGCUCAGACUACGGACAAAGGUGGUAGAUAUAUCGUCAAUGGUGCCCACGAGGCCUCCGAAUUGCAAGAUUGCUUAGAUGGAUUCAUCAGCAAGUUUGUCUUAUGUCCAAGUUGUAAGAACCCGGAAACUGAAAUCCAAAUCAAGGAAAAGGGAGUUUUGCAAAGAGAUUGUAAAGCUUGUGGUCACAUUUCAUAUUUGGACCCAAGACACAAGUUGAUCUCUUUCAUCUUGAAGACUGUAGGAACAGGAAAGAAGGGUAAGAAGGCCGCCACUGCUAGUGCUAUUGCCAGCGGACAGUCCAUCACUGAAAUUGCUGCCAACCACACUACCAGCAGCUCGAAUGCUGCCACCGAUGCUGCCAUCACUGAGAAUGAUGACGAUGAUGUUUUGACCAAGAAGAUCAAGGCUGAAGCCGCUGCCUUGAAGCAACAAGAAAUCGAAGUUGCUGACGAUGACUGGGCCGUUGACAUGUCCAAGGAAGCCAUUGAAGCCAGAGCAAGAGAACUCGAGGGUCUUUCCUUGGGUGCAGAAAACCCAGAACACGCAAGAUUCAACGAAUUCGGUGAAUGGCUCUUACAAGAAGGUGGUGAAGACAAGGAAGAGUUACCUUCUGACAUUGAAAUCUAUAAGAAGAUUGUUGAAUUAGAAAUCUCCGGACAACCAGAAACAGUACAAGUGUUAGCACAAGUGUUAUUCAAUGAAGACUUGAUUGAACAGAUUGACGAACAUCUUGGAUUAUUGGCCAAGUUGAUCAACCACGAUCCUGAAAACGAAAAGGCAUUCCUUGGUGGUUUGGAGCGUUACUUGGGUUUAGAAAACCAAGACCUUAUUCCAGCUUUACCAAAGAUCUUGAUGUCCGUCUACGACAAGGAUUUGAUUAGUGAGGAAGUUAUAAUCGAAUGGGGAUCCAAGGUUUCCAAGAAGUACGUUCCAAAGGACGUCUCUAAGAAGGUUCGUAAGGCUGCCAAGUCAUUUGUGAAAUGGUUACAAGAAGCUGACGAAGAAAGUGAAGAUGAAGAUUAA